CCAGCUGCCAGCAAUCCAGCAGAUCCAACCUGAGGACAGCACAUGUGAGGAUCAGAGCAGAGAGCAGACAGACGGGAAGACGGACGCAGAGAGACCCUCCACCUGGACAUGGACCACCUGAUGCUGCUGCUGCUGCUGUGGAGCUCAGGACUCCAGGCUGAAGGAGAUCUCACCUCAACAGAGUCUGUCAGGUUGGUGGGAGGAGCCAGUCGCUGUGGAGGAUCACUGGAGGUGAAACAUGAAGGAGAAUGGGGAUCAGUGGAUGGCUAUGACAGGACCCUGAAGAUAGCAGCAGACUCUGUCAGGCUGGUGAAUGAGACCAGUCUGUGCUCAGGCAGACUGGAGGUGAAGACUGACCAGUCUACCCAGCGCUGGUCCUCAGUGUGUGAAGAUGACUUUGACCAGCAGGAUGCAGAGGUGGUCUGUAGGGAGCUUGGCUGUGGGGCUCCUUCAGUCCUCCAGGGGGGCUCUUAUGGAGAAGUGGAGCCUCCAAUGAGGACCAAAGAGUUCCAGUGUGGAGGCCAUGAGUCUGCUCUCCUGGACUGUAGAAGCUCAGGCUCAGAUAGAAACACCUGCUCACCUGGAAAAGCUGUUGGACUCACCUGCUCAGAGCCUGAUGCUGUCAGGUUGGUGGGAGGAGACAGUCGCUGUGCAGGAACACUGGAGGUAAAAACUAAAGGAGAAUGGAGACCAGUAGAUGGCCUUUAUUAUGACUGGACCCUGAAGAUAUCUGGCUGGACCCUGAAGACAGCAUCUGCUGCCUGCAGAGAGUUAGACUGUGGCUCUGCUGUUUCUGUAGUAAAGAGAAAUGAGUCCUCACGCAGAUCUGUGUGGUGGAUCAGGCCUGACUGUGUUGAGUCUGGAUCUGUUCUGAGGGAGUGUGCAGAAUCAAGUUCCUCUUCCUUCUUCCUUAAUCUCAUCUGCUCAGACUCUGUCAGGCUGGUGAAUGGGACCAGUCGGUGCUCAGGCAGACUGGAGGUGAAGACUAACCAGUCUACCCAGCGCUGGUCCUCAGUGUGUGAAGAUGACUUUGACCAGCAGGAUGCAGAGGUGGUCUGUAGGGAGCUUGGCUGUGGGGCUCCUUCAGUCCUCCAGGGGGGUCUUGGGAGAAGUGGAGCCUCCAAUGAGGACCAAAAGAGUUCCACUGUGGAGGCCAUGAGUCUGCUCUCCUGGACUUGCCUGAUGCUGUCAGGUUGGUGGGAGGAGCCAGUCGCUGUGCAGGAACACUGGAGGUGA
Molecule: messenger RNA, 1236 nt
Organism: Perca fluviatilis (European perch)
Lineage: Eukaryota; Metazoa; Chordata; Actinopteri; Perciformes; Percidae
Product: CD5 antigen-like
Exons: 8
Coding region: 109-1236 (375 amino acids)
Cellular component (GO): membrane
Source: RefSeq, a predicted model, not a curated record